Messenger RNA from Zophobas morio, 1302 nucleotides. Its product is annotated as CD209 antigen. The transcript has 3 exons. Bases 237 to 1172 code for a protein of 311 amino acids. The record is from RefSeq and is a predicted model, not a curated record. NCBI's taxonomy places the organism in Eukaryota, Metazoa, Arthropoda, Insecta, Coleoptera, Tenebrionidae.
AUCGAACUGUUACUCAAAAACAACAAAGAUAUAUAAUUACACCUAAUGAAGCAAGACAUAAUAGCCCCCUUAUUUUCUUCAUUAGUUGACAACCACGAAUUCAAAGGGAAAACGUUUUAUAAAAAAGUAAAAGAGAGAGUUUCAUUUACAUAUUAUGAUUCACAGAAGUUUACGCUUCAUUCGUGUUUGCGAUAUCAAGAACAACGAUUAUCUACCGGUUCGCGAUAAAGUGUGCCAUGAAGUUCCUUCUCAUUUGUGCUAUUAGUACAAUAUUUUAUUACCACUGUACUGGUGUAUUUUUAAAAAAUGAGACAAUUGAACGAACAAUUCAAAAUAAUCCUGCAAUUUGGACUGAACAAGGUGUGUGGGGAAGUUUGUUGGAAGAAUGGGCUUUAAGCGGAAAUCGCAGAGAAAAGAGGGUAAUGCAACUACCUCCAGCAAAAGAUGCUUUUGUUGUGGAUGAAGCAACUGAUAAUGCCAAUGGGGACGACAGACAGAGUAAAAUAACUCCAGGCAAAAUCGUGUCGAACGGUCCCCAAAAACCACCCGGUCGACAAGUAUCCGAAACCGACUUAUAUUUAUUGGGAGCAAUAGAAAAGUUGGUAUACCGAGUAGACUUCAUGGAAAAACGACUACGAAGAGUGGAAGAAAUGUUGUAUUUCGUUAUGGCCGGUAACCGGGUUGACCACGAACCCUGUCCUGCUAAUUUCACAAGAGUGGCCUCCACCUGUUACUUUUUCUACGGUUCAGCUGGAAGGGAAUAUGACUGGAAAGCUGCAAGUACGCAGUGUAAACGUGUUGGUGCCGUAUUGGCCGAACUCGAAACAAUUGAAGAAAAUCAAGAUGUUAUUGCUUAUAUACAAAGCAAUGCAUUUUUGAGAGGAAAAGAUUUCUGGACUGGUGGCUUAAAUCCAGGUCUUUUGUGGAUCUGGAGCAACAGUGCUCGUCCAGUUGCAUCGCCAGGUAACAAUAAUAACAAGAAUCCAUCGUUCAACAUAAAAGGCGAAGGACGCUGCCUGCGACUAGCUUACGACCCUGCGUUACGUUCGUACACGUACAAAGGAACCGACUGCUCGGUUCGUUACGGAUACAUAUGUGAACUCCCAGAAACUUCUUCCAGUAAUGAAAUUAAAAGGUUAGGGCGCAGCAGGAAAAUUUUAGAUGAAUUAUGAAACAAAAACUAUCAAGGAAUUAACACUUUAAUAUGUUAACUGUACAUAGUUUUAUAAUGUGUAACAUUUAUGCACCAUGACAAGCAUGUACUUUAAGAACGAACCUAACAAUAAAUAACUUUAAAAAUAA